AUGGGUCUUCCGACGCUGGAGUUCAGUGAUUCUUUCCUGGACAGUCCGGAGUUCAGAGAGCGACUGCAGUGCCAUGAGAUAGAGCUGGAGCGCACCAACAGGUUUAUAAAAGACCUCAUCAAAGAUGGAAACAUGCUCGUAUCUGCCCUCAAAAGUCUUUCUCUUGCAGUGCUGCGUUUCUCGCAGUCUCUGCAGGAGUUCCAGUUCGAGUGUAUUGGAGAUGCAGAGACUGAUGAUGAGAUCAAUAUAGCUCAGUCCCUGAAGGAGUUCUCUCAGCUUUUAAGCACCAUGGAAGAGGAGAGAAAACGACUGAUCCAGAAUGCUGAUGACGUUUUGAUCUCUCCACUUGAGAGGUUUCGAAAGGAACAAAUCGGCGCUGUUAAGGAGGGAAAGAAGCAGUUUGACAAGGAGACAGAAAGGUAUUACUCAGUCCUGGAAAAACACCUCAGCCUGUCUUCCAGAAAAAAGGAAACCCAACUUCUAGAGGCUGAUUCACAGAUGAGUAAGGACAGGCAGGUUUUCUAUGAUGCUUCUCUGCAGUACGUCUUCAAGAUUCAAGAAGUGCAGGAGAGGAAAAAGUUUGAGUUUGUGGAACCUUUAUUAGCCUUCCUGCAGGGGUUGUUUACAUUCUACCACGAAGGGUAUGAGCUGGCCAGUGAGUUUGAACCCUACAAGCAGCAGUUACAGUUCAACUUGCAAAAUGCUCGCAACAACUUUGAAAGUACCCGUGCUGAGGUUGAAAGGCUGAUGAAGAGGAUUCGGUCUGCUGAAGAAGACUUCAAAGCUCCCAGUAACUUCACCAUGGAGGGGUAUCUGUAUAUACAAGAGAAACGUCCUCUGGGAAGUGUGUGGACCAGAUACUACUGUACAUAUGAGAGGAGCUCUAAGAUGUUCACAAUGAGCAACUCUGAGAUGAGACCAGCGAGCAGACAGAACGGGGUGGUGAACGGCAGUCCAGAGAUGUUCCGGCUGCGCUCAUGUGUCCGAAGGAAGACAGAUUCCAUUGACAAACGCUUCUGCUUCGACAUCGAGGUGGUGGAGAGACAUGGGGUCAUCACACUGCAAGCCCUCUCAGAGGCCAACAGACGGCUGUGGAUGGAGGCUAUGGACGGGAAAGAGCCGAUCUACACCCUUCCCUCUCUACUCAGUAAAAAAGAAGAAACAUUUCUCAAUGAGGCAGGCUUCAGCUUUGUCAAGAAGUGUGUUGAUCUUAUUGAAUCAAGAGGCAUUACCAACCUGGGACUGUAUAGGACAGGAGGCGUGAACUCCAAAGUGCAGCGGUUGAUGACAAGCGUGUUUGCAUCUACAGCUCCUUCAGACAUUCAGCUGGAUGCAGAUACCUGGGACAACAAGACCAUAACCAGUGGUCUAAAGGAUUAUUUCAGGUGUCUGGCAGAGCCACUACUGACCUACAGGCUGCAUAAAGAGUUCAUCAGAGCCGCAAAAUAUGAUGACCAGACGUACAGAGUGAGAGCGAUUCAUGCCCUUGUACACAAACUCCCAGAAAAGAACAAAUCUAUGUUGGAUGUCUUAACUAACCACCUCCUUAAGGUGUCAUCUCACAGUGAUCAGAACUUAAUGACUGUGUCCAACUUGGGAAUGAUUUUCGGUCCCACGUUGAUGAGGUCGCAGGAAGAGACGGUUGCUGCCAUGAUGAACAUCAAGUUUCAGAACAUCGUAGUGGAGAUUAUCAUUGAAAACCACCACAAGAUCUUUGGCGAGGCUCCAGACCUGACAGUGCCACUGCCUCAGGCUCCGUCCUCACGGCCUACUCCCCGGAGGAGUAAGGCCAUCUGUCUGUCAUCUGGGAAGAGAAAGGCUCGCCUUUACCCCCCUGCACUCUGCCUGGCAGACAAUGACAGCGACACGUUCAGUAGCAGCCCCGACACGACUCCAAUGGGCAGCCGGGAGUCUCUGUCCUCUCACUCCUCUGAAAAGAACGGAUUGUCUCAGACGUCUCCCCCGUCCUCACCCACAACGACACAGUCUCCUCCUGCCGCUUCCACCUGCUCAGCGCCACACAGUUCCUCCAAUGGACGAGAUGAGAGAGAGCCAUCAGGCCGCCCGUCCUCCCCUGAUCUGGCAGCUUUUUCCUCCUGGACCUCCCCUCCGCUCGCUCAGGCUGAGCAGGUCUCCUCUGUGUCCUCCUCCACGUCCUCGCUACUCUCUGCCGUGGAGAAGUCUUUCAACAGAAAUUCAACUGCCUCCUUCUCUUCUGCGAAAGAGUCGACAUCUCCCUCCAGGGCGUCUGCUUCCACAGCCUCCGUCCAGCGCUCUUCAGUGGGCCGUGCUCCCUCUCCCGGGGAGGGUGGACCUGUCCACAGAGCAGCCUCCGUCUCCUCUCUGAAGAGCACUCAUUCUGUGGAUCAGAGGAAUGUCACCGUCACAGAGACCAGAGGGGCAGAUUCUGCCGCCCCUCAGAAGAAUAGAACUGCGUAUCGGACUGCCUCUUCUUCCUCUUCCUCCUCCUCUUCCUUGUUCCCCUAUCAGCUUUCCACGUCUUCCUCUCUCACCUCCCUGCACAUCUCUGAGGGUUCGUGGACAUCAUUGUUUUGCACUGUAGAGGAAAGUCGAGCAAUCCAUCGCUGCCUUGCUCAGAGCCUCAUGUCACUGGACCCACAAGAGGCAGCCCACCUCCGGAAAACGCCCCACGUUCGCUGUGCCUCCAACCUGACCUCAAAACACUCCGCAGCUACAUCCAGCAAUGGCUACCAGAGACCUGGCUCCCUGUUGUCAACCAAGCAAACACAACGUGAGAGUUCUGUGUUCUCCUCAGCACUUGAUAUAUGUCCCUCUGGAAGGGAGGCAAAAGCUCUUUACUCCUGUGAAGCCGAGCACAGCCAUGAACUAAGUUUUCCACAGGGAGCGCUGUUCUCAAAUGUACACCCCUCUGUGGAACCAGGUUGGCUUCAGGCGACAUACAAAGGCCUAACAGGCCUCAUUCCUGAAAACUACGUCACAUACAUCUGA
Menidia menidia (Atlantic silverside) is the source of this 2970-nucleotide messenger RNA. The record is from the annotation of a GenBank genome assembly. NCBI's taxonomy places the organism in Eukaryota, Metazoa, Chordata, Actinopteri, Atheriniformes, Atherinopsidae.